GGAGGAGGGGAAUUACAAGGAUGCAGUCAAAUUAGUUAUUGACAUUCGAGAUUGUGGGUUGAAGCCAGAAAUAUACAGCUAUUUGAUUGCAAUGACAGCUGUGGUAAAAGAGCUGAAUGUUUUUGGAAAAGCUUUACGCAAAUUGAAAGGUUUCGCCAAAAGUGGUGUCAUUGCGGAGCUUGAUUUAGAAAAUCUAAGGCUCAUUGAAGAAUAUGAAGCAGAUUUGUUGGCUGAGGGUGUACGUUUGUCGAAUUGGUUGAUUAGAGAAGGAGGUCCUUCUCUUUUUGGGGUGGUUCAUGAGAGGCUUGUUGCAAUGUAUGUAUGUGCUGGGCGUGGAAUAGAAGCAGAGAGACAUUUGUGGCAAAUGAAGUUAGUUGGGAAGGAAGUGAGCGGAGAUCUUCAUGACAUUGUCUUAGCAAUAUGUGCUUCCCAGAAGGAGCCGGAGCUAGGCCCUAUCUCAAGGUUGCUCACCAGAAUGGAGGCAUCAAGCUCAUUACAGAAAAAGAAAACAUUGUCAUGGCUGUUGAGAGGUUAUAUUAAAGGUGGACAUUUUGAGAAUGCUGCAGAGACAGUAAUUAAGAUGCUUGACCUGGGUCUGUAUCCCGAGUUUUUGGACAGAGCAGCUGUGCUGCAGGGACUAAGGAGAAGAAUUCAACAAUCUGGAAGCUUGGAAAUUUACCUCAACCUUUGCAAAAACCUUUCAGAUGCUAGUUUGAUUGGUCCAUGUCUUGUAUAUCUCUACGUAAACAAAUAUAGAUUGUGGAUAAUAAGGAUGCUAUGAGCAACUUGGAGAAGCUGACCGUGCUCUUGUUGUUACAGGCCUUGAUGUGUAUACUAUAUAUAUAUAUAUAUAUAUAUAUAUAUAUAUAUAUAUAUAUAGUCGCUCAAGUUCAAGUUCAGUUUCGUAUAUAAUGUACAUGUAAAACUACUCCACAAUGAAAAAUAAACUAUUCCCUAUAUUUCA
Molecule: messenger RNA, 964 nt
Organism: Nicotiana tabacum (common tobacco)
Lineage: Eukaryota; Viridiplantae; Streptophyta; Magnoliopsida; Solanales; Solanaceae
Source: RefSeq, a predicted model, not a curated record